Ambispora leptoticha is the source of this 327-nucleotide messenger RNA. NCBI's taxonomy places the organism in Eukaryota, Fungi, Glomeromycota, Glomeromycetes, Archaeosporales, Ambisporaceae. The record is from the annotation of a GenBank genome assembly.
AUGGAAAUCGGGGAUGUUAACUACAGUAAUCGUGCUGUAUUUGGUAUACUUGGAUAUUUGUUCGAAAUCAAGAUGUUAAUUAUGUGGAAGGAUGGUGUAUACGUAUAUGAGGAGUUUGGGCGUUUCACUGUUGCUUCUCAUCCGAGCAAGAUUCAUAUGAUGAAGGCGGGUAUAUUAAAAUUACUAGAAUUCAUCAUGGUCAUUAAGGUGGAGUCAGAAAGUACCGUGAAAGUAGAACAUGAUAAUGACAAAGUUCAGAUUUUGAAAAGAAAGUUUAGUGACAUUGUUCAAACAAAGCCAUCGCCAUUAAAGGUCGCAAAGCAGUGA